AUGAAUGUUGUCCAUGCCUUUCGAAAGGAUGAUUUGCUGAAGAAUUCACGCAUGUUUUCUGGAUCCAUAUCCUUCAACGAUGGUCUCGUAGGAGCUCUCUUCCCAGACCCCCAGUUCUUCAUCACGUCGCCGACUUCAAAGUUCAUUCCUUCACCUUCAACCACCAACGAAGUUCGCCUGUAUGCUGAUGGUCACUUUGGAGACCAUGACUAUGGCUGCACCCCACAGUACUAUGAAGAAGCGUACUGCCACCUCCCUCUCAUCCCGCACUGGCCUACUUCGCUCACAGUCAGCCAUCCUUACCAGGAGUUCACAUAUAUGUGGGACGACAUAGAUGGCAACAAUGAUAUCGAAUGGAUGACUGGAUCCAUCCAAGGAAUAGGCUUGUUGAAACGACCAUGGUGCGACCAAUUAUUCCAUGCCUUCAAUCACAUUGAUGGUCGUUGUCAGGAUGUUCUAGCAGAUAGGAUGAAAUCAUCAGACUACCGUGAUUUGCUCACCAUACUACUUUCCUGUUUGCAAGCGGUACUCGACCGCCUAGGGCAUGUUGCGAUGGAUACUUUCACUAUUCAAGUUCUAGUCACGACUGCUCAGCGAUUCUGGCUUGAGAUCGUUGCUGCAUUGGACUACAUGGGUUGGUGCAAGCCAGUCAUGGAUGGCAUUAAGUCCUUGGACCCAGCCCACAGAUCUGAAUAUCGGAUUGGAGCAUUCACUUGGGAUGUAGGCACUGUACAGCUCUUUUUCAAAGCCCAGAUACCUGUGUUCUUUGUCCAUCCUCUCGAUUCUUUUGCUAAUCAAGUAAUAUUGCAGGCUGUCGACCUGUCCUCACCCAAUAUCUGUUCCAAACAUCCCAAGCGAACAUAUCCUACUGUAUUCACUGGAAAACCAUCAGAUCCUCGGAAAUAUGUAGCCCAACAUCAAUGUCUACACCUUUUCCAGGGAUAUUGUGAUCCUUUCAACUUCUGUACCAUUCGUUCUGUCGAGACUGAUACUUCGUCUGCAUCGGCAGCCAAAUCUUCGAGCAUUGGACCCAUAUGCCUGGAGCGCAAUAUUUCCCAUUGUUCAAAUCUGUCUUUUCAAUCCUCGCGCCUGAAAAAAAACAUGCUGUUCAAUGACAUCGGUGGUGAUUAUGCCCCUCCUGCUCUCCCUGCUUGGUCGACAGCAUUAAUGUCGAUCAAUGAAAGAUCUGAACGUGCGACAGCAUCAUUCCCCGAGCCGGCAUACCUUCGGCAACUUGACCACUGUCUUGAUGCACUCAAGUUCCAGGCAACUGCUAUCGGCUCUGAUGCAGUACCACUCUGCCCUCAGCAAUGUUCAAGCAAAUCAACGCAUUCUCCAUCCAUUAAGGCCUUUGAAGUGGCUGAGAAGAUGCUAGGUUUGUGCAUGCAAGGCCAAGAAGUCCAGGUACAGCUGGUGCCACCACCAUCCUCCUCUGAUGAGCAGCCAUUCAAUGUCCUACGUGGUCAUCAGCUCAUUUGGGAGCUCUGCAAGCUUAACUUCCGUUAUGAGCUUCUAGCUCUGGAUCAUCGUGUGUUUUGUGCGGCAGAGGUACUCAUGGAAGUCACCACUGCUAUGGGUGCUAUCAAUGAUUCCAAUUCUAACUGUCAGAAUGCGAUCUUGGUGGUCUUUUCUGGGAAUUCACUGAUUCCACCAGCAGGAGAGCUAUUGGAUGAUGAUGGAUUUGGCGGCGAAUGGGAGAAACAACGAGAACGACUCCGCAAUCUAUGGGACCUAAUGCAAGGCUGGUCAGUUCCAUUGCCUAUGGAGUGCAAGGGCUUGAUGGGUCCAACAGAAACGGAAGGUGGCUUAACUGUGGAGAAGGCUUUGGCCAUGCAUUAUGCACAGACAUUCUUUGACUUCUUUGGUCGACCUCCAGUGCUCCCCCGCCAUAAGCCAGCAGAUAAAUCACAUUGA
Messenger RNA from Desarmillaria tabescens, 1914 nucleotides. RefSeq lists its product as uncharacterized. The transcript has 5 exons. NCBI's taxonomy places the organism in Eukaryota, Fungi, Basidiomycota, Agaricomycetes, Agaricales, Physalacriaceae. The record is from RefSeq and is a predicted model, not a curated record. The coding region runs from base 1 to 1914 and encodes 637 amino acids.